This is a messenger RNA of Salvia splendens (bonfire salvia), 1437 nucleotides long. RefSeq names its product G-patch domain-containing protein 1. Gene Ontology annotation, molecular function: nucleic acid binding. Gene Ontology annotation, cellular component: nucleolus. The record is from RefSeq and is a predicted model, not a curated record. Bases 84 to 1145 code for a protein of 353 amino acids. Lineage: Eukaryota; Viridiplantae; Streptophyta; Magnoliopsida; Lamiales; Lamiaceae. The transcript has 11 exons.
UCCGUUGCUUCAGAGAACCGUCUCUGCCUACUUCUCUCUCCAACUACAUCAAGAGGGAGAGAGUGAAGGACGUGACCGUAAAUAUGGCGACGCCGGAAGUUCCUCUCCGUUACGUCGGAGUAGAUCGGAGCUCUGCCGCCUUCCGCCUCAUGAAGCAAAUGGGAUGGGAAGAAGGUGAAGGGCUUGGAAAGGAAAAGCAAGGCAUCAAAGGAUAUGUAAGGGUGAAGAACAAGCAGGAUACUUUAGGUAUUGGAAAAGAGAUACCAAAUGCAUGGGCUUUUGAUACCACUCAGUUUGACAGUAUCCUCAAGAAACUGAAAGUGCAAGCAGUUGUAAAAACCAAGGAUGAAGAUGAUGAGACAGAUGCUGAACAACCCAGCCCUUCUAAGGACAAAAAAGAGGCAGUUGCCAAGGCUACUCGACCCCAAGGAAGGUAUAAAAAACGAGAGAAGGGAAAGACCGUACGUGCAUAUUCUUCUCAGGAUCUUGAAGGGAUUCUUGUGAAUAAGACUAAGGCUUCAGAGACCUGCAAUGCUCCAGAAGUAUCCGAGGAUGAGAAGCCAAUUGAAACCAGUGUUCCAGAUGAAGCAGGAAGAACUCAGGAUGUUCCAUCAGAUUGGUGGGGCUACAAACUUGGGUUUGUCGUUGGAGGUAUGCUUGGUGCCGAAUCUCGCAGAAAGAAGUCCCUCGAGAGGACCAUGUUCAAUGAGGACGAUCAAGAAAAUCUUUACAACUUAGCUCAGGGCUCAAAGACCUCUGGAAAACAAGGGCUUGGUAUCAAGGAUCGUAAAAAGAAAAUCGCAGGCUGCUACUUUGAAGGGAAAAAGACUACUUUCGGUGAUAGCGACGGGGAGGGUUCCACUGAUUCCCAUAGUGGAGUGAAAAGGCAACACGAAAAUUUGGAGGUGGACACAGAUCCUGCACCAAGGUCAAAACUCAAGAAGCUGUGUAGGCAGCUUCUCGAACAGGCACCUGGAGAAUCAAUGAAGCUGAAGCAGCUCAAAGUACUUGUUGAUGAACAUUCACCUUCUACAUUUUCCAACUUAUCAAAAGAAGAGGCUCUUGCCUUUUUAUUGCAGAAGCUUGAAAACAGUGAUAAGUUUUUGGUGAAGAGGAACAAAGUCUUGCUCGUGAAAAUAACUUGACAAAAUCUGAGAGAGUAUGUGAUAGAAAUAUAGGUCUCAGCUAUCAGAUAGCAGCAUUUAUCGUUGAAGGUCAGGGGACGCAUAAUCUCGCAGGUUUAAUUAACCGUGCGGCCAUGAGUCCAGAGUUGAUAGAAGAAGAUACUCAUCGUGCAAAGAAAGUUUGGAGAGUUACUCCUAUUUAUUUGAACAUGAGCUUACAUGUCUGAUGACUAAUCUACUGUUAUUAUUUUGUAAAACAAUUUUGUGGGAGGAAUGCUCAGUUUAUAUUCAAUAGAAUGACGUUGAUAUUUUA